AUGGCGGUCUGCUUCAAGGCCCUGUCACUGCUUCUUGCAGCACUGGCCCUGCCUGCCGCCCGUGCCCAGAGUCAAUUCUACUGGGUUGGCUGCAACACCAAUUUCAACAACAAUGACAACUGGAGUCCCGCAGCCCCCACCAUGAACUCCGCCAGCGAGACGCCGGUGCAAGUGGCGUACUUUGGUCCGGAACUUGACAACGAGGACUACACUCCCGUCAAUUCACUGGUCAAAUCUGACACCCCGUACGCUAUGAACAUGUUGGUGCUGCCGGAGAACGGCCAGCUUACCCUGGAUGCCAACAACGUCGUCAUCGAGUUUUACAAAGAGGAGGAAACCGAGGGCUCGGCCGUCUGGGUGGGCGCCCAAACGGAGACGGACAAUUGCCGCCUUGAUUGCCACAAGAACUGGGUUAAAAACUACGGUCAGCCCUCUGAGGUUGCCGCCAGGCUUCCCCCAUGCGCUUCGGGCGUCGCCGUCUUUGAUCCCGCCAACUCGUAUCACGUCAUGGCCCCGGGCGUCAACGAGCUCCGCUCCAUCGUCUGGAACAACAUUGAAACCACCGACGUCACCUCGCUGCCCCCCUUCACCUUGUCUCCCGGCAACAAGGGGGAUCACCUCCGCCUCUACUUUGACGACAACCAACACUGCAUCGAUUCCCGAGUCUAUGACCCUGACACGGCCGAGUGCUUUUGCCACACCUCCUGCCCUGCCAGCGGCGACACCUUUCUCGAGCAGGACCAAGAACUGCGCGCUCGCGCCCGUGCCGUUGCCACCACCAGCAUCGCACGCUUUGAAGCUCAGGCCGCCCACAACUUUGUCGUGUCCUUCAACCUCAACGACUUUGACAGCAGCAUCCUCGACGCCAACGCCCUUCUCACUGCCCUGCAGUGCACGGACAUCAGCCUGGACAACUCAGCCUUGACGGCCGCUCUUCAGGCAUCCUUUGCCGAUUUGCUAAGCGUCGCCACCGUGCGCGUCCUCAACAUCAACACGGAUGUGUCCAACUCAAACCGUAGCGUUGAAUUCAGCGGCACCAUCGAGGCCCCCACUUGGUUCUUCAACAAGCCCAGCUCGGCCACCGAGCUCGCUGAUGUGUGGACCUCGGGAUACAACGUGGCCUUUACCAACCCUCCCACCACUUCGCGCGACGAUCGCUUGGCUCUGGCCAUCUGGAUGCCCUUGACUGCCACUCUGCGCGAUUGCCCGCUAAACGCCGCGUCCGCCACCUACAACAGCGCCCGCACGGCGUGCGACAACGCUUACAACCGCUUCUGCUCCCACAUGGCCUCAGUGGUGGACGUCAGCACGGUUGACGCCCCAACCCUGCUCACCCAGCUCAACGCUGCCUAUGAAGCGUUUUCAAGCAGCGGCAGUGCUGGCACUUUUGCUCUCAACGCCAGUCACUACCAGCCAGCAGACAACCACACGGAGGCUGAGGUCCAGGCAGCGCUGGCCGAUCUCAGUCGCACCUUCCCCGCCUACUACAACCGAGCUCCCAACAGUUUGUCAGCCACCGCCUUUAUCGAAGCGCUGCAUCAGACCCUGCCCGCAGCCGAGGCACUCUUUGACAACUGGUAUCCCAACACUUGGACCUUUGACACUUUUACCCUCGACUUGGUCCUCGGUCAGGCCUUGCCCCAGGCUGACAUCCGACGCAUGCUCAACGAGCGCAAUAAGGGGAGCCUCACCGCACGAAUUUCAAGCACCCUCACCAACAUGCUGCCCAUCAUGGGCAUUGACUCGCUGCAGCUCAGCUUGAUUCGGGAAGACACGUGGCUCGCGGAGCAGUCGCGCCGUCGCCGUGACUUUACCGGAGCCGGACAGGCCGUGGACGUCAUUCGUGCCGUUCUCACCUACGAGGGCCUUCGCAUGGCCGACUGUACGGGCGUCACGGAUGGGUUUGCCUGCCCGAAUGCGAUGCUUUUGGGCUCGGACAUGUUUACCUUUUUGGGUGACAUGGCCGACGACGCCGUCUCAACUUUUACCAUUCAAACUGCAUCCUGCUAUGACGUUGACGACGGCAUCGACCAGGCUUGCCUCCUGGCUACCGUCAACAGCGUCAUUGCCGACAUGAUCGCCGCCGAUAGCAGCACAUCGCGUUCCGCGCUUGAGGCUGCCGCGACAAGCGCCGCUUGGACGGUGAUUGAGUGUGUGACCGGUGACUGCAGCUUGGACGAAGCCAGCACCCACCCCGCCAACGCUGCCAUUGCCGCAGCCUUGGCUGCGGCUGACUACUCUGGUUCCACGAAUGGCGCCGGCAACGGCAACGGCAACGAUAAUGGCAACGGCAACGGCAACAACAACGGCGAUGAAGAUGACGACGAGGGUACAUCCAGCCAAGCGGGCUCGGCCUCAUCGGGGUCGUCAGCGGGUGGCUCCAUGGGCAUCAUCAUCGGCAUUGCAGCUGGUGCAGUUGUGCUGGUCUUGGUCGUGGUGUUCCUCCUGGUUCGUUCGCGUCGCAACAACCGCGCCGCGCCCGAGAUGGCCAAGCCAGCCCACUUGCGCUCAGUGGUUAGCUUUGAGAACCCAAUUUACGACUCCCCCGAGGGUCCCGAGGCGAGCUACGGCGAACUGCUUCAUGAUUCAGGCGAGGAUCAGGGCUUGUAUGACGAACCAGCCAUUGCAACCAAGCGCAAGAAUAACCCCGUCUAUCGUUCCAACGAUAUGUUGGAUGAGGCAGGCAAAGAGGAUCCAUACAGCAACGGCGUGGCUGCAGCCAACUUCCUGGAAGUCGACGAUGAUGACUUUGAUGGCGACGACGACACUGGCGGUGGUUACCUUGAUGUGCAUGGCGAUGAUGAUCCGGGCAUGCAGCAGAUGCUGGAUGCCUUUGAUGGCGAAGACGACGCCUUUGAUGGUGGGGAUGAUGCGUUUGACGGCCAAGACGAAGGCGACGAAGGCCCCGAGUACGAGGGUUUGGAUGACAUGCCCCAGACAGGUGCCGACAUUGCCUAUGACACUGUUAAAAUGCGCAAGCCCGACAACGAUCUCGAUGCUUUUGCCGCCAUGGAUGAGGAUGAUGCAUUUGACGAAGGCGACGACUCGGGUGAUGACAACGGUUAUCUCAACGUCAAUGCCGAAGGUGAAGAGGGCGAGGAUGAUCUCGAUGCCUUUGACGAGGAUGAACUUGCCGAUGAGUAG
Messenger RNA from Monosiga brevicollis MX1, 3144 nucleotides. RefSeq lists its product as uncharacterized. The transcript has 3 exons. The record is from RefSeq and is a predicted model, not a curated record. The coding region runs from base 1 to 3144 and encodes 1047 amino acids. NCBI's taxonomy places the organism in Eukaryota, Choanoflagellata, Craspedida, Salpingoecidae.